UUUAUCCCACAUUACUCAACCAAACAGGAGAUGAAAGAUGACUUUGAUCACUACACCAACACCUACCUAAUCUAUUCUAAGAAGCCCCAAAACUGUCAAGAAUUCCUUGGUAGGUCAGAUGUCAUCAACUGGAAACAACAUUUACAGAUCCAAAGUUCACAGUCCAGCCUGAAUGAGGCAAUACAAAAUCUUGCAGUUAUUAAACGGGUCCAGGCCGAGCUGACACAAUGCAUUCUCUAUAUGGAGUCCAAGACGACAAGAAGACUUCUCCUUUCCCUGCCACAGACAAACAAUUUCCCUCUAAAAGCUGGCAAAAUCAAAACUCUGAACAUGUUUAAAUUCUCAUCCCUCAGUGUAAUCCAUGCUGCCCUGGUGAAUCAGUUCUGGCAUUUCGGUGGCAAUGAGAAGAGCCAGAGAUUCAUUGAACGCUGUAUCCAGAACUUCCCCAGCUUAUGUCUGCUGGGGCCUGAGAGGAACUCUGUGUGCUGGGGUGUCAUGGACCAGACAGGAGAGAUUCGGAUGGGAGCCACCAUACCUGAGUACCGAGGCCAGGGUCUCAUAUCACAUAUCCUGUUUGCCUAUUUUCAGGCUCUGGAAAAACUCAGAUUUCCUAUAUAUCUCAAUACAGACAGAGCCAACAAAACCAUUCAGAAAGCCAGUGAAAAUAUGCUCUGUAUCCCCAUGCCAUGUGACUGGAACCAGUGAAAAUGUGUGCCUCUGUGAAGUAGCCCUGAACAUAAGACAGUGUUGGGUGGGCUAGUCAUAUAACAAAAGGAACAUAAAGGUGGAAGGAAAGAAAAAAUAAAUGAUGACCUUCAUUAAAGCAGUUCAUUUUAUUUGGGCUCUUGGGAAGUAGUUUGUAUUGUCUACAUUACUGAUGUUGUCCCUGUUCACAAGUCACUAACAGAUUUCCCUUUGGGUCCAGCAGACCUGGCACAUGCAGUCCUGGCAUGUGCAGACCUUCCUGUAGUGAACACUGGUCUUUUUCUCUUUCCUACACUUCUGGAUCUCAGUGAUACUCUUCAUUCAGCUUCAUGCUGCCCUAAUACUUCUCCGGAACUCUUAUGUCACAUAUGGUUUGUUGCCAAUAAGUAUAUUUUACCUGUUUUGAAAGAUGUGGUAUUAUAGGUAGUGUAAUUUAUACCACGUCCUUUCAUUACCCUCUGGUUUUCUCAACUCAGUUCUAUUGAGGUAUAAUUGACAAAGUAUAUAUUGUGUGUGUGUGCAAUGUGAUAAUUUGAUGUACAUGUAUAUUGUGAAAGAAUUCCCACAAUCAAGUUAAUUAACAGAUCCGUCACCUAACAUACUUAUUUUUUUUAAAUUUUAGAUUUUAUUUGUUUAUUUUUAGAGGGGAAGGAAGGGAGAAAGAGAGGGAGAGAAACAUCAAUAUGUGGUUACAUCUCACACACCCCCACCUGGCCUGCAACCUGGGCAUGUGCCCUGACUGGGAAUCGAACCAUGACCCUUUGGUUUGCAGGCCCCAGUGCUCAAUCCACUGAGCCACACCAACCAGGGCCAUACUUACUUUUUUUCUACAAAAAUUCUUAUGACUUACAGCAUGGCUAUUGUGAUUUCUGGAUCAUAUGUCAUCUGUGUUAGAAAAUUUCUAUGCUGCAAUACAAUAUUAUCAACUGCAGUCACCAUGUUCUAAAUCCUCAGAACUUAUGUUAUGACUGAAAGUGAUACCUUUAACAAAACUUCUAUUUUCACCUCAUCCUUACCCUGACAAUCACCUUCUACUUUGUUUCCAUGAGUUUGACUUUUCUUUUUUAGAUUCCACAUAUAAGUGACACCUUGGAGCACUUGUGUUUCUCUGUGUGGCUUAUUUCAUUGCUUUACCAAUAUCUUUUACUACAUAUAGUGAUUAAGGAAAAUAUGCAUAGUUAACAAAGAAUACCUUCAACCCACUAUUCUAGUUGUGCCAUUUAUUUAUUUUUGCAUCAGCAUAUUUAUCAUUAUUUAGACUGUGUCCUGGGACCCAGAGGUAGAGAAUGCAGUGCCAUGUUGUAUACAAUACAAAAACAAUUUAACAUCUUGAUAUUCAGAAACAAUAUGCAUGCAGUAAGAAAAUUGUACAAUUGUUAUUUUAUAUAGACAAACUAGUUCAAAAUUUAAGGUGAAUGAGCAUAAAUCUACAAAAUCAUAUAUAACCUCUGAAAUUUUACCACACAUAACAUUUAUAUUCUAUAUAAUAAAUUAAAAUGAUCAAUAUUGCAUAUAACUUUUGCUAAAUGGAUGAGGAAAAAAUGACAUGUUACUGACUUGUUUCAAGUUGUAGUAUGAACAUGAAUUAGGCAAGACUACUCUGGGUAGUGAGCGCUAUUACCAAGAGAAUUGUCUGUUGUGUGUGAGGAGGAUUUUAAUAGCAGCCAUUACUCUUAUAUCAAAUUCUAGGAUGUUUUAUACAAUUUAAUGAUAGAUAUAAUAUAUUGAAUGCAACCCUCCUACUAACACUGUAUGGUAUGCACUAAUGUUUUGUGCAGUUCCAGAAGUUUCAAGUUUCAAAAAUAUUCAGGAAGAUGACUUUACAUUGAAUUUUCUCUUGUAGCACAAUCCACCAUUCUAAAACUUCAGAAAGUAAGAAGAAAGGAUUUUGCAUUGUUGUCAUAUAUAGGUGUAAAUUAAUAAAUACUUGUCUUCCUCAAAAAGGAAUUUGAGGAAGGACAGUGCAUUCAUUUCAGAAUAGAAUAGUGUGUUAAUUUAUUAACACAUCAAGAAAACUAAACAACAAAAUUCUCACAUCUCUCAUGACUUGGUGUAACACAGGUAUGAGUACCAGAGAAGAUAGACACUGGGGAUGUACAAUGGUAGAGAAAAACACAGAAUACUCUAAGCCAAAGCAUCAAGGAAAAAGCAAGAUGACCUAAAAUUCUGCUGGCCUAAGCACUUCUUUGUGGCAUUUGUGAUUAUCAUUACAACAUUGAAAUUUUCUGAAUACUGAAAACACAAAACAGUGUAGAUUCCAGUGAUAAAUUAUAUUAGCAGUUUAUCUUUAUCUAAAAAUGGCUUGAGCCCUGGCUGAUGUAGCUCAGUGGAUUUUGUGGGGGCUGAGCACCAAAGGGUCACCAGUUUGAUUCCCAAUCAGAGCACAUGCCAGGGUUGAGGGCCAGGUCCCCAGUGGCAGGCCACGUGAGAGGCAACCACACAUUGAUGUUUCUCUCCCUCUCUUUCUCCUUCCCUCCCCCUCUCUUUAAAAAUAAAUAAAUAAAAUCUUUAAAAAAUAAAAAUGGCUUGAGAGGAGUUUUAAAAGAGCAGCAGAGGUAGCGGAUCUUCUUGCACCUAGUCACAGAAUCGAACUGGAAAUAAAACUAAGGUGAGGAACAAUCACCCUGAAUUACCAACUAAGGCCAGCUGAAGUAAAGACUUGUAAACAAGUACUGGUAGAAGAAAUCACUGUGAGACUGUACCUGUACAGCAGCUUACCUGCCAUGGCCAGGUUUGAGCCUCACAGUCAGCCAGCCUGAGGGUUGAGCCUACCUUCCUUGGAUAGGCCAAAAGCAAUUAAAACUAAUAACAACAGGAGGGUCCUCAUAACCCCCACAAGGCACAUUCUUAGAGCACCCAGCCUAGGAGAUCAAGGAGGUGAAAACAAUGGGUCCCAGAGGACAUACACUACAUGAUGCUACCCCACAAAGACUGUAAGUCACAGAGGUUUUACCAAACACAUAGAAACAAACACAAAAAGACACCCAAAAUGGGGAGACAAAGAAACCUCAAAUGAAAGAACAGUAAAAAUCUCCAGGAAAAAAAAAGAGAUAAAUGAAACGAGGCAAGCAAUUUAUCAGAAUCGGAGUUCAAAGUAAUUGUUUUAAGGAUGCUCAACUACAUGAAAAAGGAUGUAGAACCCAUGAAAAAACAACCAUUCGGAAAUCAUGAAUAAACAUAUCUGAAAUAAAGCAUACACUAGAAGCUGUAAACAGUAGUCUGGAUGAAGCAGAGGAUCAAACCAAACAUAUGGUUUGGAUUUCAUCAGACCAGGUUAAAAAACAAUCAGAGCAACAAAAAGAAAAGAGAAUUUAAAAAACAAGGAUAAUUUAAAGGAACUUCAGGACAAUAUGAAAUGUAAGAACAUUUGCAUUAUUAGGGUACCAGAAGGAAAAAAAGCUAGAAAGGGCUAGAGAAGCUGAUUGAAGGAAUAAUUACAGAAAUGUCCCUAUCCUGGUGAAGGAAAAAGUCACACAAGUUCAGGAAACACAGUGACUCCCAAUCAAGAUGAACCCAAAGAUACCCACAACAAAACACACUGUAAUUAAAAUGGAAGAUAUUAAAGAUAAAGAGAGAAUCUUAAAGGCAGCAAAAGAGAGAGAAAGUUAAUAACCUGCAAGAGGCUUCCCUUUGCCUUUCAGCGCCUGGCUUAUUUUACUUAGUAUAAUGCUCUCUUGUAGGAGACCGGGUUGUUUUGAUCAGGCAAAUGUGACUCAGCUCUGUAUAGAAAACCUACAGAAAUGAGGUGGUGGGCAGAAGCCAGACCUUCAAACCGAGUUUUCCCAUGGGACUCAGGCCUAGAAAAUGCACAGAGAUUAUUAUGGCUUGCUGUUGCUAAAACUCCAUCACCCUGGUCUAAAACAAUAAAUGUGUAUUGUCUAUCUUCAAGGUAAUAUCCAAAGCCUGUGAGUUUUCCCAAGGACGGAACCAAUCAGCUCACUGCCUUUCCCUUCUGCACAUUAUUUCCAUUUCCUUGAUUGUACCUAAAAUGUAGACAAUAAUAUUCUAAUGUAUAUUAGGAUAUUAAAGAAAGAUAAAUCCUUCUUUGAUGUAAGA
Molecule: messenger RNA, 4761 nt
Organism: Artibeus jamaicensis (Jamaican fruit-eating bat)
Lineage: Eukaryota; Metazoa; Chordata; Mammalia; Chiroptera; Phyllostomidae
Product: glycine N-phenylacetyltransferase
Exons: 3
Cellular component (GO): mitochondrion
Molecular function (GO): glycine N-acyltransferase activity
Source: RefSeq, a predicted model, not a curated record